UUGCCUUGUGAGUCCCGUGAGGGAGUGCGCAAUGACCCGCAACGUCCCCGUCUCUCUAUGUGAGAGCAUAGCUCAGAGAAAAGGCUGCCAAUUGGGAUAAAAUCUUCCUGGUAUUCCCAAAAAAAAAAAAUACUCUUUGAAUUCUAUUGGAAAACGAAUAAUGGAGUAAAGAUUUCGGUAGUUGGUCAAAGCGAUCGAUUUCCAUCUCCUUACAGUAGGAGGUCACCUUCCUCUAGGACCGCUUUAAUUAGCUCAAGUGGGACAAAUUGCAAGAAAGAUGAAGUUGAUCAUUGUACUGUUCAUUUUGGCCUCACUGCAACCUUUUGUUGAAUCUGAUCGUCAAGGAGAUGCGUUAAUUGACAUGAAGUUUAAGUUAAAUGCCACGGGCAGUCAGCUUGCUGAUUGGAAUCAAAAUCAAGUCAAUCCUUGCACAUGGAGCUCUGUUUUUUGUGAUAAUAACAAUAAUGUCGUUCAAGUAACACUGCCUAACAUGGGAUUCACUGGAACCUUGUCACCAAGAAUUGGAGAGCUUAACUAUUUAAAUGUAUUGUCAUUGCAAGAUAACAAUAUAACUGGUCAAAUACCAGAAUCAUUUGGAAAUUUAUCUAGUCUGACAAACUUGGAUUUGGAAAAUAAUCGUUUAAGUGGAGAAAUACCAGCUUCUCUUGGCAGGCUUGCUAAGCUUUCGAUUUUGACUCUGAAUCAAAAUAAUCUUACCGGAAAUAUUCCUGAAUCCCUUACAAACCUUUCAAGCUUAAACGACAUUGGUCUAGCUAUCAAUCAUCUUAGUGGUCGGAUACCUGAUCGUCUAUUUCAAGUAGCCAAAUACAACUUUACAGGUAACAACCUAAAUUGUGGCUUAAAUUUUCCACAACCUUGUGCUUCUAAUGUAGCUGGCCAAGGAAGAUCCAGUAAUUCAAAGAUUGGAAUUGUGCUCGGAAGUGUUGGAGGAGUAAUAGGGCUCCUUAUUAUAGGGGUUGCAUUUCUGUUCUGCAAGAGUAGGAGGAAAGGUUAUCGACCAGAAAUUUUUGUAGAUGUUUCAGGUGAAGACGAUCGCAGAAUUGCAUUUGGACAGUUGAAAAGAUUUACAUGGCGAGAACUGCAUUGUGCAACAAAUGAGUUCAGUGACAAAAAUAUUCUUGGACAAGGAGGUUUUGGAAAAGUAUAUAAAGGUGUGCUUCCAGAUAAUACAAAAAUUGCUGUAAAAAGGUUGACUGAUUAUGAAAGUCCUGGAGGGGAAGCUGCCUUUUUACGUGAAGUCGAGAUGAUAAGUUUAGCUGUUCACAGAAAUCUAUUAAGGUUGAUCGGUUUCUGUACAACACCAACAGAACGGCUUCUAGUUUAUCCUUUUAUGCAAAACUUGAGUGUUGCCUACCGCUUACGAGACUUUAAACCUGGGGAACCAGUGUUAGAUUGGCCUACAAGAAAAAAAGUGGCUUUAGGCACUGCACGUGGUUUAGAGUACCUUCAUGAACAUUGCAACCCGAAAAUUAUACACCGUGAUGUUAAAGCUGCUAAUGUCUUGCUUGAUGAGGAUUUUGAAGCAGUUGUUGGCGACUUUGGGUUGGCAAAAUUGGUUGAUGUGAGGAGGACGUCUGUGACAACUCAAGUUCGUGGAACUAUGGGCCACAUAGCACCUGAAUAUUUGUCGACUGGAAGGUCAUCUGAGAAAACUGAUGUUUUUGGUUAUGGGAUCAUGCUUCUUGAACUCGUUACUGGACAACGUGCGAUAGACUUUUCUCGCCUAACGGAAGAAGAUGAAGUACUAUUGCUCGAUCAUGUUAAGAAACUAGAGAGGGAAAAGCGAUUGGAUGCUAUCGUCGAUCCCAACCUACGUACGAAUUAUAGUAGCCGGGAAGUGGAAAUAAUUAUUCAAGUUGCUUUGCUUUGCACCCAAGCUUCGCCAGAGGAUCGUCCUACAAUGGCUGAAGUAGUUCGGAUGCUUGAAGGGGAGGGGCUGGCUGAGAGAUGGGAAGAGUGGCAGCAAAUUGAAGUUUCUCGGAGGCAAGAGUCUGAAAGGGUGCCAAUGAGAUUUGAUUGGGGUGAUGAUUCUUUGUAUAACCCGGAAGCCAUGGAACUCUCUGGUGCAAGAUGACAUGAUGGUGUGUUACAAUCUAAUGGUUGUCAGGAAUG
Molecule: messenger RNA, 2133 nt
Organism: Elaeis guineensis (African oil palm)
Lineage: Eukaryota; Viridiplantae; Streptophyta; Magnoliopsida; Arecales; Arecaceae
Product: LRR receptor kinase SERK2
Biological process (GO): protein phosphorylation
Molecular function (GO): protein binding; protein kinase activity; ATP binding
Source: RefSeq, a predicted model, not a curated record